Actinia tenebrosa (Australian red waratah sea anemone) is the source of this 1053-nucleotide messenger RNA. Its product is annotated as chitin deacetylase 8-like. The record is from RefSeq and is a predicted model, not a curated record. Gene Ontology annotation, biological process: carbohydrate metabolic process. Gene Ontology annotation, molecular function: hydrolase activity, acting on carbon-nitrogen (but not peptide) bonds. Lineage: Eukaryota; Metazoa; Cnidaria; Anthozoa; Actiniaria; Actiniidae.
AGGUUCGCAGGUGUUGGUCUUGAUGCUGUCCAAGGAUUUCGAGCACCUUUCCUGGCCGUUGCAGAAAACCUAUACAAAACGCUUUACCUAAACAACUUCACUUAUGACCUGUCAUGGACGACUGGCAAGUACUACAAACCACCCAUGUACCCAUAUACACUGGACUACAAGUCUAUACAGGACUGCAAUAUAGGACAGUGCCCCGUCAAUUCCUAUCCAGGACUAUGGGUUGUUCCUAACAUAGAUAUCAUGAAUGCUGACGGAACGGUGUGUAAUUCAAUGAUGGAUGGCUGUGCACCAACAGCAAAUGGUAGCCAAUGGUACGAUAUUCUUGUAAGGAAUUUUGACUACCACUACGACACCAACAGGGCUCCGUUCGGCAUGCACGCUCACUCCGCCUGGUUCUCGCAAGCCACAGGACACAUGGACGCCAUGAAGAAGUUCUUACACUAUGCUAGCAGCAAGGAUGGUGUUUGGAUCUUAACGGUAUCUCAAGUUAUUCAAUGGAUGAAAGCACCCAAGAACAUACAAGAUGCCAAGAAGUUUGCACCCUGGGGAUGUCCAACUCGCCCUGCGCCACGCUGCAGCCAGCCCAACGACUGUCACUACACCGAGCCACAAGAUUUCUACAUGAAAACUUGCACGGAGUGCCCACCACACUUUCCUUCCCCGACUGACCCAGACGGAAAUUAAAGAAGGCUCACUGAUUCUUUGAGCAAGUAUUUUCUAACUCAAACACUUUUUAUUAGCGUUUGGUAAGCCUAAGACCACCCAGUCAAAUUUUCAUACAAAUUAGCCAAACACGAUUGCGUAUUUAAACAAUAGAAUCUGCACUAAUUUUCACAUUAUCCCCGUUAAAAGCAUAUAUUUUGCGUUAUACGUGUCUGUAUGAUCAGAAGUGAACACGAAACAGUUAAGAGUAAAUUCCAGAAUAGUCCCCUUCACAGUUCCCUGCGCCAUCUUGAAAGGUAACCGUGCCUUUGCAUCGAAGCGAGACGAACGGUGAGCUUGCAAUGAUAGAGACCUUUUUUUAACACCUUGGACAAUUAUUCA